AUGGAGGCAGACGGGGAUCCCGAGGAGCUGAGCCGGCUGCGCGCAGUCUUCUCCGCCUGUGAUGCGAACCGCUCAGGGCGUCUAGAGCGCGAGGAGUUUAGCGCGCUGUGCUCGGAGCUGCGUGUGCGGCCGGCGGAGGCCGAGGCUGUGUUCCAGCGGCUGGAUGCCGACCGCGACGGCGCCAUCACCUUCCAGGAGUUCGCGCGCGGCUUCCGCGGGGCCCGCCGCGGAGGGUGGCGCCGGGGCUGGGGGCCUCGGGAGCUAGGGCCGGCUGCUGCGGAGGUCGGGUCCCGCCUGGGGGACAGCGAGGAGGACGCGGACGACGAGGACGCAGCGGCCACUCUGCCCGCUCCGUGGGACCCGGCGAUCCCAGGACGGGCUUGGCAGGACUUCCAGGCGCGACUCGGGGACGAAGCCAAGUUUAUCCCCAGAAAAGAACAAGUUAGUACUCUAUAUGUAAACAUCAACCUUGUGGAGCCAAGACUAAUUCAGCCUUACGAGCAUAUUAUAAAGAACUUCAUCCGGGAGAUCAGACUGCAGAGCACAGAACUGGAGAACUUGGCCAUUGCAGCGAAGAGAGUCCAGGACAAGGCAGCCAUGCAGUUGAGUGAGAUGGAAGAGGAGAUGGACCAGCGGAUUCAAGCUGCAGAGCACAAGACACGGAAAGAUGAAAAGCGCAAAGCUGAAGAAGCACUUAGUGACCUCCGACGUCAGUAUGAAACAGAAGUAGGAGAUCUGCAGGUGACGAUAAAAAAACUCAAAAAGCUAGAAGAACAAUCAAAACACAUAAGUCAGAAAGAAGACGUGACUGCAUUAAAAAAACAAAUUUUUGAUUUAUCAAUGGAAAAUCAGAAAGUUAAGAAAGAACUUUUGGAAGCACAGACAAGCAUAGCCUUUCUUCAGAGUGAAUUAGAUGCUUUGAAAAGUGAUUAUGCUGAUCAGAGUCUGAAUUCUGAAAGGGAUAUGGAAAUAAUCCGAGAGUACACCGAAGAUAGAAGUAAUCUUGAGAGGCAAAUUGAAAUCCUCCAAACAGCUAACCGGAAACUGCAUGACAGUAAUGAUGGCCUGAGAAAUGCCUUAGAAAACAGUUAUAGCAAGAUCAAUAGAUCUUUGCGCAUAAAUAAUACCUCUCCAGGGAAUACAAUUUCUAGAAGCAGUCCCAAAUUUAAUGGCCAUUCUGCUCAACCUCUGCAAUAUGACAGGUCGUCCCGCUCCUCCUUCGUGGAUGAGGACUGUGACUCUCUGGCCCUCUGUGACCCUAUGCAGAGGCUGAAUUGUGAAGUGGACAGCCUGCCCGAGAGCUGCUUCGACAGUGGCUUAUCUACGCUCAGAGAUUCCAACGAGUAUGACUCUGAAGUGGAGUACAAGCAGCAGAGGGGCUUUCGGAGGUCACAGUGUGUGCAGGAGAACUAUGGAGGGGAUGCUUCAGAUACAGACGUUCCCGAGAUAAGGGAUGAAGAGGCGUAUGCUUCUGUCCUAGACUGGAAGCCCCAGGGGUCUGUGAGUGAAGGCAGUGUGUGUUCUUUAAGAAAGCCCAUUUCUGCACUUUCACCACAGACAGAUGUGGCAGAUGACAACCAUAAAGCUAACUCACAGAAGGCUUACAAGAUUGUGCUUGCGGGGGACGCUGCAGUGGGGAAAUCUAGUUUCCUCAUGAGACUUUGCAAGAAUGAAUUUCGAGGAAAUACAAGUGCCACCCUGGGAGUUGAUUUCCAUAUGAAAACUCUCAUUGUAGAUGGAGAGCAGACCAUUCUGCAGCUCUGGGACACAGCUGGUCAGGAGAGAUUCAGAAGUAUUGCCAAGUCUUACUUCAGAAGGGCAGAUGGUGUUUUACUGCUAUACGAUGUUACCUGUGAGAAAAGCUUUCUCAACGUGCGAGAAUGGGUGGACAUGAUUGAGGAUGCAACCCACGAGAGUAUUCCUAUCAUGUUGGUAGGAAACAAGGCUGAUCUUCGUGACGAUGCUACCGCAGAGGGCCAGAAAUGUGUUACAGGAUACUUUGGAGAAAAGCUGGCCAUGAACUACAAAGCAUUAUUCUGUGAAACAAGUGCCAAAGAUGGUUCAAAUAUAGUGGAAGCUGUUCUGCACCUUGCUCGGGAAGUGAAAAAAAGAACUGAUGAAGAUGACAACAAAUCCAUUACCAACUUGGGUGGGACUAAUUCCAAGAAGUCAGCCCAGAUGAAGAAUUGUUGUAAUGGUUAA
Molecule: messenger RNA, 2202 nt
Organism: Chrysochloris asiatica (Cape golden mole)
Lineage: Eukaryota; Metazoa; Chordata; Mammalia; Afrosoricida; Chrysochloridae
Gene: RASEF
Product: RAS and EF-hand domain containing
Exons: 17
Coding region: 1-2202 (733 amino acids)
Molecular function (GO): GTP binding; calcium ion binding; GTPase activity
Source: RefSeq, a predicted model, not a curated record